GAUCAUAUAUUAUAUGUUUAUUGCGUGUGAACAUAAUGAGGGUUUUAGUGACCAUCCUUGCUUACUUCCAUUAUAUAUUGUAUUUUUAUGGUGCAGGUUUGACAGGUCUUUGCAACAGAACAACUACAACAAGUACGCCUUUAUCUUCUACGAAUAGUGACAUUACUUCCAGUAAGGCGGCUGAUUCCCCUACAGAAGAAAGGACAAUUACCAGUUCUGCACCCAACCAUACAAGUACAGCUGUAUCUUCUACCAAUGCAACUAAUCAUACAGAAAAUACAACAGUUUCCAACACAGCCAACAGUCAUAUGAUAUUAUCUGAAACAUCCAAAUCACCAACAAGCCCAACAGAUAGUAAAGCACAACAAAUUGAUCACGAAAUAUUUAUAAUAAUUGGCUGUUCUGUUGGUGGAUUAGUGUUGAUAUUAUUAAUACUAAUAACUGUGUGUGUUGUAUUCAGAAUACGAAGAAACAAAGCCAUUUACCAUCAUCAGAAUCUUGAUGUCCGUGUACACAUUAACAAUACUACUCCACCUUUUUUCGUACUGGAUGGUCCUGUCUUAAAUAAACAGGACCCGGAUGAUAAACAGGGUGAUAUCAGUCUCAAUCCAUCUCCCAUGGCAGCCAGAAAUAUACCAGAAUGUAUGGUUGUUAAUAAAAAUGGAAAAAGAUUUAAUGUGGCUGGUGGGAAUCCACCUAAUCAAGUAACCAAGAGGGAGGACACUGAUGUGUCAGAUGUGGAAAUCCUAGAAAAUGAUCUGUACAUUCCAUACGAGUUAUGUAACAAUCCAGAUCAUCCUGGUCCAUCUCCAGCUAAUGUUACAUCCACAGAUCGGGCAUCUGGAGAAAUGGAAAUCCUAGAAAAUGAUCUGUAUAUUCCAUAUGAGUCAUCCAACAAUCCAGAUCAUCAUGGCGCUUCUCCGGGUAAUGUCAGUCUCAAUCCAUCUCCCAUGGCAGCCAGAAAUAUACCAGAAUAUGCGGUUGUUAAUAAAAAUGGAAAAAGAUUUAAUGUGGCUGGUGGGAAUCCACCUAAUCAAGUAACCAAGAGGGAGGACACUGAUGUGUCAGAUGUGGAAAUCCUAGAAAAUGAUCUGUACAUUCCAUACGAGUUAUGUAACAAUCCAGAUCAUCCUGGUCCUUCUCCAGCUAAUGUUACAUCCACAGAUCGGGCAUCUGGAGAAAUUGAAAUCCUAGAAAAUGAUCUGUAUAUUCCAUAUGAUCCAGAUCAUCAUGGCGCUUCUCCGGGUAAUGUUACAUCCACAGAUCGGGCAUCUGGAGAAAUGGAAAUCCUAGAAAAUGAGCUGUACAUUCCAUAUGAGUCACCCAACAAUCCAGAUCACCAUGGCGCUUCUCCAUCUAAUGUUACAUCAUCAGAUCGGCUAUCUGGAGAAAUGGAAAUCCUAGAAAAUGAUCUGUACAUUCCAUAUGAGUCACCCAACAAUCCAGAUCACCAUGGCGCUUUUCCAUCUAAUGUUACAUCCACAGAUCGGCUAUCUGGAGAAAUGGAAAUCCUAGAAAAUGAUCUGUACAUUCCAUAUGAGUCACCCCACAAUCCAGAUCAUCAUGGCACUUCGUCAACCAAUGUUAAACUAACAGAUCGGGUAUCUGGAGAAAUGGAGAUUAUGGAAAAUGAUUUAUAUGUUCCUUUUGAGUUAUCCAGCAAUUCAUAUCAUCGUGUUGCUUCACCAACAGAUCGGGCAACCGGAGAAAUGGAAAUCAUGGAAAAUGAUUUAUAUGUUCCUUUUGAGGACUCGGCUAUUAAAAUUUCGACACCUUUGAAAAAUGAAAUAAAAUGAAAUGGGGUUCAACAUCCUACUGUUCUUGUCAUACUGGGCUAAUGAAUAUGGACCUUUGAACAGUACUGUGAAUGAUAGUAAUUCUGAAAUUGGGACUAAUCAAGACUUUGCUACAUCUGUAAAUCCUAGAAAAUGAUUUAUAUGUUCCUCUUAAAAACUCUGAUAACAGUAUAUAAAGGAUUGUAUGUCUUCUUUUAUAUCGACCAUUACCGUGUACAAGGUGCUUGCUUUUUUUUUUGGUGUGGGGGGGGGGAGAGAGAUUUCGACUCAUAUAGAAUUACAAAUUCUUUAGUAAACAUUAGCGGCCACGGUGGCUAAGUGGGUAAGACUCUAGCUCGCUAGCCUGAAAGUCGCGUGUUCGAUCCCUGCAUUGGUCGAGAAAGUUCAUCGGGAUUUUCCGGUGUGGUUUCCAGGACGGACGUCAAAAUACUAUAACUGUGUUAUCUCCCUUUAACAAUAUUGAUCAACUCUAAAAUUACUUACUAUACCGAAAUAUAACAUUAUGCGAAGAAUUCUUUGUAAAAAGGAGAGAUAAUAUAUUCUCCCUGUAUAUUUAAUCGAUAUAUUAAUUGUAUAUUUUAUCAAUAUAUUGUACAUAACAUGCCAGUUUAAUAAAAACAAUAAUUGUAAAAAGUGGGCUAGCUAGGACCCCGACUAGUAAUUAUCUCCCUUUGACUUCAAUGUUAAAACUACAAUUUCAUAUUUUUAAGUUAUAUUUUUAAAAUUUAUUGAAAUAAAGCCUUAA
Molecule: messenger RNA, 2541 nt
Organism: Patella vulgata (common limpet)
Lineage: Eukaryota; Metazoa; Mollusca; Gastropoda; Patellidae
Exons: 4
Coding region: 36-1796 (586 amino acids)
Source: RefSeq, a predicted model, not a curated record